CGAACUCAAACAGUUUAGUUCCAAACACUCAACAUGCAAGUUAAAAUUUUUACUCUAUUGGCCAUCGUUUUGGUGGCUCAACAAUGCGAAUCUGCCAGCAUUUCAUUUGGCGAUCUGAUGGGAGAUAUUUCCAAGAUUGCUGUCGCAGGUGAAAAGCUAAGGCACCAAAUAGAAAACCAGCUAGGAUCAGCUGCUCAAAGCGCACAGCUUGAUACUGUCAAGCCUGAGCCUUACAAUAUUCUUGGCGAUGCUUUGGGAGCAAUGGGCAAUGCUCUUGGUGACUUGGCUAACGUCAUUACCAGCCUCAGUGUUCAGGUCAAGAUGGAGCCAGAAGCUCGCAGUGUCUCCACUUCAGGUGCUGCCAUCAUCGGUGAACUUGGCGCCGUUAGCGCCAAGACAAUUGCCGCUGCUGCCGAUGCUGCUGCUCCCUAUAUCAAGAAACUGAAUGAAGCCUUGGGAGAUCUCGCUAACACCAUUACAAGCCUUCGUGUGCAAGACCCUGUUCAACCCGAGUCUUAUAAUCUUCUUGGCGAUGCUCUGGGAUCAAUGGGCACAGCUCUGGGUGAUUUGGCUAACACCAUUACUAGCCUAAGUGUUGAGGUUAAGAUGGAGCCAGAAGCUCGCAGUGUCUCGACUUCAGGUGCUGCUAUUAUCGGUGAACUUGGUUCCGUUAGCGCCAAGACAAUUGCCGCUGCUGCUGAUGCUGCUUCUCCCUAUGUGAGCAAACUAAAUGAUGCCCUGGGAGAUCUGGCUAACACCAUUACUAGCCUGAAUAUGCAGGUGGAUACUGUCGAACCUGAGUCCUAUAAUCUGCUUGGCGAUGCUCUGGGAUCAAUGGGCACAGCUCUUGGCGAUUUGGCUAACACCAUUACUAGCCUAAGUGUGCAGACUAAGAUGCAGCCAGAAGCUCGCAGUGUUUCAACUUCUGGUGCUACCAUCAUCGGUGAACUAGGCUCCGUCAGCGCCAAGGAUAUUGCCGCUGCCGCCGAUGCCGCUUCUCCUUAUGUGAGCAAGGUGAAUGAUGCCCUCGGAGAUCUGGCUAACACCAUCACCAAUCUGUCGAUGAACUAAUGAAAUGUUUUCAUAAAUAAAUGCAUAUACUUCAA
This is a messenger RNA of Drosophila nasuta, 1106 nucleotides long. RefSeq lists its product as uncharacterized. The coding region runs from base 34 to 1071 and encodes 345 amino acids. The record is from RefSeq and is a predicted model, not a curated record. Lineage: Eukaryota; Metazoa; Arthropoda; Insecta; Diptera; Drosophilidae. The transcript has 13 exons.